Pygocentrus nattereri (red-bellied piranha) is the source of this 4475-nucleotide messenger RNA. It is a transcript of the gene rbl2, whose product is annotated as retinoblastoma-like 2 (p130). Lineage: Eukaryota; Metazoa; Chordata; Actinopteri; Characiformes; Serrasalmidae. The coding region runs from base 211 to 3447 and encodes 1078 amino acids. Gene Ontology annotation, biological process: cell differentiation; regulation of transcription by RNA polymerase II; negative regulation of G1/S transition of mitotic cell cycle. Gene Ontology annotation, cellular component: chromatin; transcription regulator complex; nucleus. The transcript is spliced from 22 exons. Gene Ontology annotation, molecular function: RNA polymerase II transcription regulatory region sequence-specific DNA binding. The record is from RefSeq and is a predicted model, not a curated record.
GUCAGUCAAAGGACAUUUAAAUGGCUGCACUGUGCAGAACUGUACAGUCUGCCGUACAGCACUGAAAUAACUUGAUUCGGGAUUGAUCAGAGUGGCCUAAAUGAUAUAUUUUGCUAUUGCGUGUUGGAUUUUGCUGCAGUUUGCUUUCCUUACGCAGUCAGAAGCGGUAAGAGUGGAAGGUGUCUAGUCUGAUCGUACAGCUGCGUGAAAAUGAACGAGGAGGAAGACGCUAUGCAGAAAACAAGGCUGGCGUUUGAGGACCUGUGUCGAGCCCUGAAUAUGGACGAGGAGGCGAGUAACGGAGCAUGGAGCAGCUAUGAGAAUAUCAGCAAAAACUACACUCUAGAGGGUAGUGAAUUACACUGGCUGGCAUGUGCCCUGUAUGUGGCCUGCAGGACAGUUGUGCCCACUGUAGGUAAAGGCACAGCUGAAGGAAACUAUGUUUCUCUAACACGGAUUCUGCGCUGUUCAGAACAGAGCUUGAUAGAGUUUUUCAGAAAAAUGAAGAAAUGGCAGGAUAUGGCCAACUUGUCAAAGGAAUUCCGGCAGAGCACAGAAAAGCUGGAGAGGAACUUCACUGUCACAGCUGUCAUUUUUAAGAAAUAUGUUCCCAUUUUCAAAGACAUAUUUAAAACCCCAUCUGAAGAACCACCUAGAGCUCACAGAAGCAGGAAACAGAGGCGACAUCCCUGCACUGUGGCGGAGGUGUUCCACUUCUGCUGGGUCCUGUUUGUACAUGCGAAAGGAAACUUUCCUAUGAUCAGUGAUGACCUUGUGAACUCCUAUCACCUGCUGCUGUGUGCACUUGAUCUGGUCUACUCCAACUCACUAUUAUGCUCCAACCGUAAAGAUCUGCUCAACCCCUCCUUCAAAGGUCUUCCAGAAGACUUUAGCAACAAAGACUACAAGCCUAGUAGUCCUCUAUGCUUCAUAGAGCAGCUGUGUGAACUACAUGAUGGUCUAGUGCUGGAGGCCAAAGGGGUGAAGGAGCACUUCUGGAAGCCCUUCAUCAAGAGACUGUUUGAACGCAAGAUUUUAAAGGGAAAAGAAGAGACACUGACUGGAUUCUUGGAUCCUGUUAAUUUUGGAGACAGUCUUGCAUCUUUAAAUCGAGUGUAUGAGGAGCACAUUCUAUCAUCAGGUGCUCUGGAUGAGAGAAUAUUCCUGGGAGAAGGUGCAAAAGAGGACAUUGGUACACCGGGACCAUGCCUAUGUGAGGGAAUAGAAAACCAGGAGCGUCCUGCCAACCUUCUCUACAACUCUCUGACUUCAUCUGCCCUGAAAGUAUCCACUCCACUGACGGGCCGCAAAUACAUCCAGGACAGUGGAGUCGGCACUCCGGUUUCCAUGGCAAUGCAGGGUGUGGGGCGUCUGCAUAGCCUCUUGGCUGGACUCAAGCACAGACCAAGUCUGAGACUCAGAGAGACACUUAAGGCAUGUGCAAGGGACCCCAGUGAGGCCAUUGCAGCCAGGCUGAAGGAGAUGUCUGACACUUUCCUCCAGAACUAUGAAGCAAAAGAGGAGGAGAACAGAGAUAUUGCUCUGAAAUACUUUUGCCUGGCCGAGGCGCUGUACUAUAAAACACUGGAGGGAAUCAUUGACCAGGAGAAGAGGAGACUGGGAGACAGCGAUCUUUCUAGUAUUCUAGAACAAGACAUGUUCCACCGUUCUCUGGUAGCCUGCUGCUUGGAGAUUGUGAUCUUUUCCUACCGCCCACCUGGCGAGUUCCAGCAGGUGCUGCAAGUCUUUGAUAUCCCCCCGUACCACUUCUAUAAGGUGAUUGAGGUGCUGGUUCGGGCAGAGGACGGUCUGUUUAGGGAGGCGGUGAAGCAUCUGAACCAUGUGGAGGAACAGGUGCUAGAGAGCCUGGCCUGGAAAGAGACUUCCCCGCUCUGGGACAGCAUCAAAGGGGCCAAGAACCAUGUGCCUUCCUGCCAGGAGGUAAUGCCCCCACAAUAUCUGGAAGAUGGAUCUGGCAGCAAUCCUCAGAGCCCCAGAAAUAAUGAACUCAGUGCAAACACUGCAGGAGCAGUAAAAGGAGUGUUCCCCUCUACCACUACUCUGCACGAGCGCUACAGCACCCCGCCCACAGGUACGGUUUGUAGACGCCUCUUUGUGGACACAGACUCGAACUCUGACCCCGCUACGUCUGGUCGAGUCACGCAGGCCCCCCUUGUCAGCACCAUACCUGCCGGCCAGACCGUGGUCACUAUGGCAACAGCGACUGUUACAGCUAACAAUGGUCAGACUGUCACCAUCCCUGUGCAAGGAAUAGCCAAUGAGAACGGAGGGAUUACAUUUAUCCCAAUGCCGGUGAGUGUGACGGGGCAAAGUGGGACGGGGCUGCAGCCUCUCACUGCCCAGGCACUGACCGGCACACUGAACACACAGCAGCUGACAGCCACCACACCCACCAGCACUGCCCACAGCAGCCCAACAGCAGGAAAACAGAGCAAGAAGAGUCCUCUUCAAGGAGCACCUCUGAAUAGAACCCAAAGAACAGGUUCUCUCAGUCUGUUCUUUCGAAAGGUGUAUCACCUGGCCAGUGUGCGUCUCCGGGACCUGUGUGUGAAGCUGGACAUUAGCACUGAACUACGAAGGAAAAUCUGGACGUGUUUUGAGUAUUCACUGGUGCACUGCACUGAGCUGAUGAUGGAUCGCCAUCUUGAUCAGCUGCUCAUGUGUGCCAUCUACGUCAUGACUAAGGUGACCAAAGAGGACAAAUCCUUCCAGAACAUUAUGAAGUGCUACAGAUCUCAGCCUCAGGCCAGCAGCAGUGUGUACAGAAGUGUUCUGAUAUCAAGGAGAAAGAGACGCCAGUCGGGCAACAGUGAGAACAACAACAGACAGACUUCUCCAUCAGAGGGAGGACAUGAACAGGCUGCAGGCAGUGGUGACAGUAGUCCCAUGUCUAUGCGCUCCAGCAGCACUCUGCCCAUUCCCCAGCCCAGCAGUGCCCCCUCCACCCCCACCCACAUCCCUGGAGCCCCCCCAGAGCAGGAGGAAGAGGAGGAGCGGGGUGAUCUAAUCCGCUUCUACAAUCAUAUCUACAUCAAACAGAUCAAACACUUCGCCCUGCGUUACUCCUCUAGCUCCCCGAAAGCUGGAACUGAGACUCCGCCUCUGUGUCCAUAUCCCUUGCUCCGGAUUGGCUCUCCACGCAGAGUUCUUCUUUCACAGAACCACUCCAUCUACAUCUCUCCCCACAAGAGCAACAGCCCCCUCACCCCCAGAGACAAGAUCUUCUACUACAUCAGCUCUAGCCCCUCCAACCGGCUGCGGGAGAUAAACAGUAUGAUCCGCACUGGGGAGACACCAACUAAGAAGCGCAGUAUGGCUCUGGAGGAGGAGCAGCAGUCUCCUGCUAAGAGGCUGUGCCAGGAGAACCAGACCGCACUGUUGCGCCGCCUGCAGGAUGUGGCCAAUGACCGCAACUCCUCCCACUGAAGCAAUCAGUCCUGCAAGAUCUGAACUGCACCAAUGAAAAUAAAGGAACAUCCACAAAUUAGUGACAUCACACACAUCUCUGACCACAUAAAAAUGACCAUACAUAAACAUGGAUGAGAAACAUGGAGGAAAUGACUGUGCACCUCUUGACCCAUCAACCAACACACAUCCCCAGUCAACAGUUCACCCUUGCAAGAGAUUCUAGAUGAACGUUUUGCUAAAAAUACAGUCAUCGAGUUUCACACCCACAACAUCAGCUCUUUUUUAGUCAACUUUGAGUUGCAUUUCCUCAAAGUAGAAAGACACACAUUUGGGCUUACAGUAAGCAAACAUCGGUCUUAUAUAUGACUUUACUCAGAACAUACAAUGGUAUGUUUUGUGAUGAUGUUUGAAGAAGGUAAAGCACUUAGCAAAGUAUUUGACAACAGAUCUGACGCAGCGUUCACUGAACUUGCUUUUUAAGAAAUAUUUUCAUAAAAAGAUAUUUUAUAAUGUUACGUGACGAGUUCAAGUUUUCUUAUGAAACUCUUAAGAAAUGAUUGUGAGCUCUUUUAUAUGCUGCAGUGUGUUUACUGUCUUUUUAUGUGCGUGUGCGUGAGUUACAUAGCUAAUAUAUUUAUGCUAUUUUUCUAACAUUAGUUAGAGAGAUACCAACAACAGAGAGACAACCAGCACCUAAUAACUCUCAUGUUAAUAGUAUAAGCUGUAUUCUGCUUAAAAGCAAUAUUUAUUAUCCUUCUGUUGUGCAUGUGCUAUGUAGCUGUGCAAGACAAAUCAAUCUUUCUUUCUCUCUCUCUCAUUUCUCGUCCUUCUGGAAAUUAUCCUCCUAUUAUUCGUGAAAAAUAGAUUGCUUUUUUUAUUUUAUGGACUGUGAUGUCAUAAACCAUGUGCAUUGUGUAAAAAAAUCCCCUUUUCUUGAGAAAGUGCCUUUUCUCCAUUUACCUUUUUGAGCAUUGUAUGUGUGCUUAACAUAAAGCUUACAUGAGUUCCCUCACAAUGCAUUAAAUAAACCAGAGAAAAUGUACUGA